AUGUGGGUCGGAGGAGAUAGUGCGACUGUUGCUACCGGAGUCACUGGUGUUGGACCUCUAGGAGACGGUGUUACCGGUGCUGAGACCCGGGGAGACGAUGCUCCCGGUGCUGAGAUCCGGGGAGACGAUGCUCCCGGUGCUGAGACCCUGGAGGACGAUUCCACUGGUGUUGUUGGUACUGAGACCCGGGGAGACGAUACUACUAGUGCUGCCGGUACUGAGAUUCUGGAGCUUGGUGCUGAGACCCUGGAGGACGAUGCUACCGGUGGUGUUGGUACUGAGACCCUGGAGGACGAUGCUCCUGGUGUUGCUGGUACUGAGACCCGGGGAGACGAUACUACUAGUGCUGCCGGUACUGAGAUUCUGGAGCUUGGUGCUGAGACCCUGGAGGACGAUGCUCCUGGUGUUGUUGGUACUGAGAUUCUGGAGGACGAUGCUACCGGUGGUAUUGGUACUGAGACCCUGGAGGACGAUGCUCCUGGUGUUGCUGGUACUGAGACCCGGGGAGACGAUACUACUAGUGCUGCCGGUACUGAGAUUCUAGAGCUUGGUACUGAGAUUCUGGAGCUUAGUGCUGAGACCCUGGAGGACGAUGCCACUGGUGUUGUUGGUACUGAGACCCUAGAGCUUGGUGCUGAGAUUCUGGAGGACGAUGCUGAGAUUCUGGAGGACGAUGCUCCCAGUGCUGAGACCCUGGAGGACGAUGCUCCCGGUGUUGUUGGUACUGAGACCCGGGGAGACGAUGCUACCGGUGCUGAGACCCUGGAGGACGAUACUGAGAUUCUGGAGGACGAUGCUACCGGUGUUGUUGGUACUGAGACCCGGGGAGACGAUGCUACCGGUGCUGGGACCCUGGAGGACGAUACUGAGAUUCUGGAGGACGAUGCUCCCGGUGCUGAGACCCUGGAGGACGAUGCCACCGGUGUUGCCGGUACCGAGAUUCUGGAUGACGAUACUGAGAUUCUGGAGGACGAUGCUCUCCUUGAGGGUGUAUCCUGA
Penicillium griseofulvum is the source of this 999-nucleotide messenger RNA. RefSeq lists its product as uncharacterized. Bases 1 to 999 code for a protein of 332 amino acids. NCBI's taxonomy places the organism in Eukaryota, Fungi, Ascomycota, Eurotiomycetes, Eurotiales, Aspergillaceae. The record is from RefSeq and is a predicted model, not a curated record. The transcript has 2 exons.